AUGAAAUAUCAUUUCAAAUCUAUUCGCUUUGAUUUUCUCGUUCGUUUUUUAUUCGUUAAACGAGAAAAAUUUCCAAUGAAAAAAAUAUUGGAUUUGGCGGAUAAAGGCAAAUAUGACGACGACCAAACAUGGUCGAUUCACCAGUCGGCGAAUCGGUCCAUCGGUCAGUUGGUCGAUCCGCCAGUCGGCCAAUCGGUUCGUCAAUCAGUUGGUCGAUCCGCCAGUCGGCCAAUCGGUCCGUCAAUCAGUUGGUCGAUCCGCCAGUCGGCCAAUCGGUCCGUCAAUCAGUUGGUCGAUCCGCCAGUCGGCCAAUCGGUCCGUCAAUUAGUUGGUCGAUUCGCCAGUCUGCCAAUCGGUCCAUCGGUCAGUUGGUCGAACCGCCAGUCGGCGAAUCGGUCCGUCGAUCUCGAUCAAGCGAAUUAUUGCGAGAAAUCAUUGCAAUCCUCUCAUUUACGAAACGAAACGAAAUUUAAAAAUAGUCGUUUAUCGUCGUUAACGAUGCCAGAAACAUAUAAUAAUACAACAAAUUUGCAACAAAAAAAUCGAAAUAUUUCCGAAUGGUUAAAAGGACUCGAUGGAUUCAAUUUCAUUAUUCCACUCAUAUCCGAUAGUAGUGUUAAAGAUAUUGAUUUUGAGUGA
Dracunculus medinensis (Guinea worm) is the source of this 639-nucleotide messenger RNA. NCBI's taxonomy places the organism in Eukaryota, Metazoa, Nematoda, Chromadorea, Rhabditida, Dracunculidae. The record is from the annotation of a GenBank genome assembly.